GUAUUACUGUGCAUAAAAGAAGUAAAAGUAUCGCAACUAAGAACGAAAACGGAUAUAUCUGCUUUGCUUUCAUCAAUUGUAUAGAAAUGGAUGUCCUGUUUUCUUCGAUGAGAUAAACUUCACGUUGCAUAGGUAUUUCCUAAUGCUGCUAUAUAAAGCAUCCGAUCUCUAAAUCACUCUCUUCUUUUGCUUUUUUCCCUGCAGAUUCGUGUUCUAGAAAUGUCGUCAGGGUUGCAUAUCCAGAAAGUGCUGGUUAUUCAAGAUGCAUUUGUGGAUCAUUCUGUAAAUGCUAUCAGAUGGGCUAUCAGAGGCCUGUCUCUUCAGCCAAGAGACAAGAUCAAGCUGCUUCGGGUUAUUCAGCUGUUCGAUACAACAUCUUCUAUCACCUGUGGGAUAUUAGGACACAGAAGGAAACUGCAUUCGAGUGCCACGAUUACACAGAGAGAAGAAAGCAUCAAGAAAGAAACUGACAAGAAACUAGGAGAGGAUAGAAACAGUGAUGAGAUGAAUAAUAUACUUCAGCUUGCGACCAUGCAACAGAUUGAAUUUGAAAGAGCCGUCGAAGCAGGUCACUCGCUGAAAGGAGCUAUUGUGCUGGCGGCUAAGGCUUUCAAUGCAACAUCGGUCAUCCUUGACAGAAAAUCAAAGAAAGAUCAGAAAUACUUUAUAGAUAAUCUCAAAUGCGCCAUUUUGAGGGUGAAGCGUGACCAAAGUGUUGAAUAUGUUAGAAGGCCAAACGCUGCAGAAAGUUAUUAUAUUGCUGCGGACAGAGGCCAGAGUAGCAGCCAUCGCGCUGGUGACCAGGGAGAAGUGAUAUUUCAGACGUCAAUUUGCUCAAUAUGCAUGAAUCCGAGGCCACACAUGGGACCGUUAAGGGAAUUCACCUAUAGUGAUCUGCACUAUUCCACAAGUGGAUUUUCUGUGCGAAGUGGACUACCUCAUACCCGAAAGGUAUUUUACAGAGGAGUUCUCAGUGACGGAGUUCAAAUAUUCGUUAGGAAACAUGCACUGGGAACCAUCACUGAGAUGGAAUUUAAGUCCAGAGUACAGAUGCUUGGAAAAGUCAGACACGAAAAUGUGGCUAUGCUAUUAGGAUCGUGUUCAGACGGGCCAGAAAAGUUGCUUGUUUAUGAGUAUGUCUGUAACAUGACACUGAAUGUGCAUCUAACAAAUAGAAGUAGGGAAUUGACAUGGGAAAGGAGAAUGAAAAUAGCCAGGGGAAUUGCCAAAGGAUUGGAAUACUUGCAUAGCAAAAGCUUCUAUGGGAGCAUGAGACCAAACAAUGUUCUGCUAACGCAUGACUAUGAUCCAUUGCUAGCAAACUUUGGACUUGCAAGAAAUCAAUACGAGGACUUGAAUCAGUCCUCAGAAACUAGAGUCAUGAAGACAUUUGAAUACUUGGCACCAGAAUAUGAAGAAUCUGGAAUAGAUUCAAGCAAAACAGACGUAUAUUCAUUAGGCGUCGUUCUUCUGGAACUAAUAACCGGUCGAAAAACUAUAGAAGAAACAGAAGGCAAAAGCUUCUUAAGAUGGGCAAGGCCGCUGUUGAAAGAUAAAAGCUAUGGAGAACUCAUCGACCCUGUGGUCCUAGAGUCUCAUGAUCUUCAUCAACUGUUUUGGAUGGUACGCAUAGCUGAAAAAUGUAUCAAUCGAGACCCUGGCAAAAGAUUCUCAAUACAUAAGGUGGUUAAUAUUCUGAUGUACAUUUCAAGGAAUCGUGAAACUGUAGACUUGUCUCUUCUGGAAUCUGAGAUUGAACCAACAAGAUGAGGGUGCUAUUACAGAUAAUACCACCACCACAACAGCUGAAGUUCAUUAUUUUUCGGAUUUUUUCAUCAAGCCAUAAUUUCUAGGAGAAAAUAUUCGAGUCUGUACACUGUGGUAUCGUAUAAGGACAGUAUGGAUCGUGAAAUUCCAACCCGAAUAACAUAUACAAGAAUUAUAUUUCAAUACAAUCGGUUGAAUAUAGCGUGAUCCAAACUGUCCAUACUGUAAUUGGUGUCCGUAAUGUAAUGUGGUUUCCGUUUAGUGACAAGUAGAGUACUAUUUUGAGUUGUGAAGUCAAGUCAAAGUGUAUUAAAAGCGCAAAAUUGUCUGGGCCUCAAAUGUGGAUCUGUUGAGAAAUAAGGUUCACACUUUAUGAAGACUUGACCAGCAUUUACUGAAAGCAGCCCAGUCGUUACACUGUACCAGCUCCGACCAUAUCGAAAUAAUUGAAACAUUUUUGCUACAAAACAUUCAGAUU
Daucus carota subsp. sativus is the source of this 2245-nucleotide messenger RNA. Its product is annotated as proline-rich receptor-like protein kinase PERK8. NCBI's taxonomy places the organism in Eukaryota, Viridiplantae, Streptophyta, Magnoliopsida, Apiales, Apiaceae. Gene Ontology annotation, cellular component: plasma membrane. Gene Ontology annotation, biological process: protein phosphorylation. The transcript is spliced from 9 exons. The record is from RefSeq and is a predicted model, not a curated record. Bases 220 to 1770 code for a protein of 516 amino acids. Gene Ontology annotation, molecular function: protein kinase activity; ATP binding.